GGCGGGCAAUCUGCACUUUUUUCAAGUUCUCCUUUUGCUGCGCCACUAACUCCAGAUGACCUUCCCAAGGAACUAAGCUGCUUAUUAUUUAAAACUGCAAAGAGCAAUGGAGAGUUUAGGUAAAGACCAUGCUUACUCGGACCCUUCCCUGCCACCCUCUGCACCUCGUGAGGAAUACGCUGUGCCAGAUGUCAUCAUCACACGCCGCUUGAGAGACCGGGAGUUGCUCCGGAAAAGAAAAGCAGAAGCCCAGGAGAAAGACUCAAUUCAGUGGGUUCUGGGGGAGCAGGAGAAGAGCAAACGGCAAAAGAGAGGCAGAGGAGCAGGGAGAGGACGAGGCCGCCAGCCGGUUACGGAGCCCAGUCCGGAGCCCAAUCCAGAGCCAGACCCUCAGCCCGAAGUGCUGGAGGAAACUGAGCACCCACUGACUGAGCCGGCAGCGCCCACGCCAGCGUGUCAAGCCCCGUCGCCCCCACUCACAACUCAGGAGCUCUUUGGUGGGACCCUGCAGGGAGCUGUGGAAAGGGAGUUGGCGGACGGGAGCCAGUAUCCAGAGGGUGAAGAGGCAGUCCUGAAACCAGCUGAAGCAGAAAUUCCGGAGGCUUUGAAUAUUCCUCUGGAAAAUGACCACCAGGAUAAUGAAUACUACACACCAGUUCUAUUUUAAUUUUUUGUUUUGUCUUCUGUCUGAUAAACUCAAGCAUUGUAGAGUGAUUUAGAUCAGCUGUUUCCAUGUGAGUAAUAAAACUCAG
Messenger RNA from Struthio camelus australis, 752 nucleotides. It is a transcript of the gene HEMGN, whose product is annotated as hemogen. NCBI's taxonomy places the organism in Eukaryota, Metazoa, Chordata, Aves, Struthioniformes, Struthionidae. The record is from RefSeq and is a predicted model, not a curated record. Gene Ontology annotation, biological process: cell differentiation; regulation of osteoblast differentiation. Gene Ontology annotation, cellular component: nucleoplasm.